UACACCCGGACAAAUUGGGCGUGGCUUCCUGCCCUUUCGGGAAGUCGAGAAUAAAGUCUCCAAAGAGUUUUUAAAACUCAGCCAAGCCAACAAAGCGGGGCAAAGAUGCACUACUAUCGUUAUGAAAAUGAAGAGGUCAGCUGCUGCUACAAGUACCUCAUGUUUAGCUACAACAUAAUAUUUUGGCUGGCUGGAGCAGCAUUCAUUGCCAUUGGGUUCUGGGCCUGGAGUGAGAAGGGUGUGCUGUUGGACCUGACCCAGGUGACACGGCUGCAUGGCUUUGACCCUGUGUGGCUGGUGCUGGCUGUGGGAGCGAUCACCUUCAUCCUGGGCUUCGCAGGAUGUGUAGGUGCACUCAGGGAGAACAUUUGCCUCCUCAAAUUUUUCUCAGGGGUCAUCGGGUUCAUCUUCUUCCUGGAGCUGACGGCAGCCGUGCUGGCGUUCGUCUUUCAGGACAACGUCAGGGAGUGGAUCAAUGACUUCUUCCUGUCCAAUGUCAAGGCCUACAGGGAGGACAUCGACCUGCAGAACCUCAUCGACUCCCUGCAAAAGAUGAACCACUGCUGCGGAGCCAAGGAGCCUGAUGACUGGAACCUGAAUCUUUACUUCAACUGCACCGUCAACAACCCCAGCAGAGAGAGAUGUGGAGUGCCCUUCUCCUGCUGCCUCAGUGACCCUGCAGACACCGUUUUAAACACCCAGUGUGGAUAUGAUGUCCGUAAAGGUCCAAAGGGGGUCUGGAGUAACGCCAUUUACGUCAAGGGCUGCAUCCCAGCCUUGGAGGAGUGGCUGCCUCGGAAUAUCUACAUAAUAGCUGGAGUAUUCAUCGUUAUAUCUGUACUCCAGAUGAUGGGCAUCUUCUUUGCUCGGACACUGAUCGGUGACAUUGAGAAGGUCAGGUUUCACUACUACUGAGUGGUGUGGUGAAAUGCAUAGGCCUACAGAGGACAGUACUGGGACUAUCCACCAUACAUUCCUCCCUAUCUCUGAUCUCUCUCUGAGGCAUGGCAAGCGACAAGAAUACGUCUAUACCCGUGGCUUGUUAUCUUUGGACUGUUCUGUCAGUCUCUGGAGAUGGGAUACCUCUGCAAGAGCCUGCACAGUGGACAUUUAAUCCGCCUUAUUCAACUCAAGACUCUUAUGUGCCUUCUCUCACAGGAUUGCAGUCGGACUUAAAAAUACACCCUGGGUUUCCCUUUGUUUUUGUAAUUAGAUACAUUUUUGUAUGGUUUGCCUCAGACACAGUGAAUGUUUUCCUCUUUCCCGGCGACAGUCUUAACCAAUAAACCCAGGUAGAUUCCUGGGUCAAUACAUCAUACCUCAAUGAUCCAAAAACAACAAUUUAAGUCGCCGCACAGGUUUAAAAGGUGUGUUCUCUAGCCUUCAGCGUUUCAUGAGUAGAAUGGUAGCAUAUCAGACUGGGGGAGGAGUAGGAGUUUACCACGUCAGUGCAGCUGCAAUGGCUCCGAUAUAAGACCUCGCCCUAGAGCUCAAUCUGAAACAACAGGAUUUCGGCACUGUUAUGUGACAGGCUUUCAACUGGCACCACCAUUGUCCCUUACCUCAGCUAAACAUGAGAAAUGCAGCUCUAUUUUAAAGGUAGACUCAGUAGAUGCAGACAGUAAACUGCAUGGUGGGUCAAUUUCCACAACAAAGUGUGAGCCUCAACUUCUUUUUUUUUAAUUUAAAAUUCUCUACCUACAAUGCUGUAACAGAGUGAAGCAAACCCGUGCAGAUACUCUGUUGAGCGCAAAGUAUUGCAUCUUGCUCAUCUCUAUCUGUGGUGCUGCUCGUGGCAGUCAUCUAGCAGAGUCUACCUUUUUAAACCAUUAGAAUCAGUCUGCAGCCGGUCAAAACCAAAAGUGCACAGCUGAACCUCUGACCUAUUGUCCAUCAUGCCUUGUCUUUUCUAGCAGUCAAGUGUCUCUCAACUUGUCAUACAUACUUUGUCAUUCCACAAUGUGUACUGCAUCAUGCCAACUAGUGUUGCGUAUCGGUCAUGUAGACACAACUUAAGGGAAACGACUGUUGACGCAAUGUGUGUGUGUAGAUGACAUGCUUUAUUUUGAUCAGUCUUAGAUGACCCCUAAGUGAAGUAUUAGUUGUUAGCUUGUUGACUCAAGAGUAGCUGAGUUAGAUUAUUUUACUGUUGUGUUGACUCCAGCCAAGGAAGCUUGGGCAAGUGCAGCAGUGGAGACAGAGCCCGGAGUCUCUCACCCAGACAGACGGGGAGACACAGAGCCCGGUGUCUCUCACCCAGACAGACGGGGAGACACAGAGCCCGGUGUCUCUCACCCAGACAGACGGGGAGACAUCCAGAGCCCGGUGUCUCUCACCCAGACAGACGGGGAGACAUCCAGAGCCCGGUGUCUCUCACCCAGACAGACGGGGAGACAUCCAGAGCCCGGUGUCUCUCACCCAGACAGACAGACAGGGAGACAUCCAGAGCCCGGUGUCUCUCACCCAGACAGACAGACAGACAUCCAGAGCCCGGUGUCUCUCACCCAGACAGACAGACAGGCAGACAUCCAGAGCCCGGUGUCUCUCACCCAGACAGACAGACAGGGAGACAUCCAGAGCCCGGUGUCUCUCACCCAGACAGACAGACAGGGAGACAUCCAGAGCCCGGUGUCUCUCACCCAGACAGACAGACAGUGAGACAUCCAGAGCCCGGUGUCUCUCACCCAGACAGGGAGACAUCCAGAGCCCGGUGUCUCUCACCCAGACAGACAGACAGUGAGACAUCCAGAGCCCGGUGUCUCUCACCCAGACAGACAGUGAGACAUCCAGAGCCCGGUGUCUCUCACCCAGACCGACAGACAGGGAGGCAUCCAGAGCCCGGUGUCUCUCACCCAGACCGACAGACAGGGAGGCAUCCAGAGCCCGGUGUCUCUCACCCAGACCGACAGACAGGGAGGCAUCCAGAGCCCGGUGUCUCUCACCCAGACCGACAGACAGGGAGGCAUCCAGAGCCCGGUGUCUCUCACCCAGACCGACAGACAGGGAGGCAUCCAGAGCCCGGUGUCUCUCACCCAGACCGACAGACAGAGCAGCAUGGGCCACUUGAACCACAGGUGAGAUCUGAUCAUAGUGCUCAUAUCCCAUCAACCUAUAGCCGGGAUCGUGCUGUGAUCACAUCACUAGACCUGGUUAUCUGCCUGCAUGGUGAAAGUUUUGAUUGAGAGAUUGUAUUCACCUAUAAUGUCUUGAAUAAUUUUUACUGUCUUAUCUUGAUGAUGAUGUUUUUCUAAACACAUUCACAAACGCAAACCCAGUCGGCGCCUUUUUAAUUUUAGCUUGAAAAUGUGCUGAGCUGUUCCACUCUGCUCUUGUUAGAUAUUAAAUACAAUGCUGUCUGAUCGGGCUGCCCGGGGGCACUUUAUGUAGAAAAGAUACAAUUAUAACUGUACGGGAUGUCUUGAUGCCCAACUCGUGUCUCCUCUGCUCAGCCUUUACACCUCAACAAGACACCCAGCCCACAUCCAAGUGACCUCUGGCCACAGAAUGAGCACAGACUUCCUGAAACAUUACUCCAAGCCUUCUGAAAGUGUUUUCAGCGGCAGUGUUUGCUGCAAGCUAGAUAACUGCUUGAGCUUGCUUUACCUUCAUCCUGUCCAAUGAUGCCCUGCUCAUUCCCCCUCCACUGCUGUCCUCAUACCAGAAUGGGGUGCGUUACAGAGCCAUCUAUGGCAGGUAGCCUAGCGGUUAAGAACAUUGGGCCAGUAAUCGAAGGGUCACUGGUUCGACUCCCCAAGCCUGCUAGGUGAAAAAUCUGAUGUGCCCUUGAGCAAAGCACUUAACCCUAAUUGCUCUGUGUAAGAGUGUCUGCCGAUUGACAAUGUAAUUGUUGAAUGAGGAUAUCUUUACAGCUGAUGAAUGCUAUACUUGAGCUAUAUGUCAUACAUUACAAGAUCAAAUUUUCAUUCAGGCCUUCAACUCCCAUUUACACAUCUGAUGGUCUAGGUCUUUUAUGUAGUUUAACAAUGUUGUGUGCUUGUGUUAGAUUGCUUCCAUGUGAUCAUGGGAGUGUUUUUAACAAAAGGGACUUAUUUUAUUUCCAUAUGUAGAUGUUCUCUGUUUUACCAAAUGACAUUUUGUAAAUGUGAAUUCUCUUAAUUCUGGAUAGGUUUUUAUAAGCAAUAAAGUAUGUUGUCCAAUUUU
Oncorhynchus nerka (sockeye salmon) is the source of this 4161-nucleotide messenger RNA. RefSeq names its product tetraspanin-14-like. Gene Ontology annotation, cellular component: plasma membrane. The transcript has 9 exons. The coding region runs from base 106 to 915 and encodes 269 amino acids. NCBI's taxonomy places the organism in Eukaryota, Metazoa, Chordata, Actinopteri, Salmoniformes, Salmonidae. The record is from RefSeq and is a predicted model, not a curated record.